This is a messenger RNA of Lathyrus oleraceus (garden pea), 1480 nucleotides long. RefSeq lists its product as uncharacterized. Gene Ontology annotation, molecular function: 5'-nucleotidase activity; magnesium ion binding. Bases 208 to 1221 code for a protein of 337 amino acids. Gene Ontology annotation, cellular component: cytoplasm. The transcript has 10 exons. The record is from RefSeq and is a predicted model, not a curated record. NCBI's taxonomy places the organism in Eukaryota, Viridiplantae, Streptophyta, Magnoliopsida, Fabales, Fabaceae.
AAUUAAAUGUGAGGAGUGUAGCGGGCAAAGACGUAAUGAAUGACUAACACGUCUGAUUUGGGGAUAGGCAACAUCCAUACAUUUACUUAUGAGCUGUAAUUCAUGCAGAGGAUGAGGCGCACGAUUCAGGUUCCCAUUUUUUAUGGUAACACCAACUUCGUUCAAUGAAUUCAACUAUAAUGUAACCACUCCUUUUUUCACACUCAAAUGAGUUUACGCCUCCAUUUCCAAUCCAUCUUCACCCCCAAUUUUCUCCCACGCCAUUUCUCUCAUUACACACCAAGGGCCUCGUUUCCUACAUUUUCUUCUGGGGAAAUGGAAGAUGUCAAAUCGGGUUCGGAAUUGACUCUGGCUGAUCCUGUUCUGCUCCACGCAAAAAUUGACGCAAUUCGUUCCGCUGGUCCUCAAAAGCUUCAGGUGAUUGCUGAUUUUGAUGCCACAUUAACUAAGUUUUGGGUUAAUGGAACUCGUGGCCAAAGCAGUCAUGGCCUUUUGCAGCAGGAUAAUCCAGAAUAUAAUGCCAAAAGACAGCAGUUAUAUGAUUAUUACCAUCCAUUGGAAUUUUCUCCUACUCUUGGACUUGAAGAAAAAAGGAAACUCAUGGAAGAGUGGUGGGGAAGGACGCACGGUCUUCUUAUGGAGGGAGGACUUACGUAUGAAUCAAUAAAACAGUCAGUUGCUAAUGGUAACAUAGCUUUUAGGGAAGGUGUUUCUGAGUUUUUUGAAUUUUUGGAGGAACAAGACAUUCCUGUAUUAAUAUUCUCUGCGGGGCUUGCUGAUAUCAUUGAAGAGGUUCUAAGACAGAAGCUUAAGAGAUCCUUCAAAAAUGUGAAGAUAGUAUCAAACAGGAUGGUUUUUAAUGAUGAUGGUCAACUUGUAUCUUUUAAAGGAAAAUUGAUUCACAGCUUAAAUAAAAAUGAGCAUGCUCUUGAUAUGGCUGCACCUGUUCUCGAACACUUUGGUGAUAUCGAUGUUCCAACCGAUGACAAUGAUUUGCUCAAGAAGAGAACCAAUGUUCUCCUUCUUGGUGAUCACACUGGAGACUUAGGAAUGUCCGAUGGUUUAAAUUACGAUACUCGAAUUUCUGUGGGAUUUUUGAACCACAAUGUUGAGAACUCACUUAGCAUCUACAAAGAAGCUUUUGAUGUUGUUUUAGUGAAUGACGCGCCUAUGUGGGAAGUUAUCAAACUGGUUUCUCAGAUGUGUUUGAAUGAGAAGUGAUUUGCAGAAUUCAUAUAUUCUUGGCAGUAUCAUCUUUUUUUAUCCUUCACAUCCCAAGGUUCCUCUUUAUUUCCCCUUAUGAAGAAUGCUAACAUGGAACAAAACAUUCCUUUGACACACUUUGGUGAUUAGUUAGUUAUACUAGGACAUAAUUUUUUUUACUCCUAUGCAUAUUUACAGUAAAGCUCUCUAAUAAUAUCUGUAUGGCACACAAACUGCAUUUUCAGUUGUGAGGGGUCAGUUCAGUCUGUUUGUCGCA